Messenger RNA from Camelina sativa (false flax), 1419 nucleotides. RefSeq names its product pectinesterase QRT1-like. Gene Ontology annotation, biological process: cell wall modification; pectin catabolic process. The record is from RefSeq and is a predicted model, not a curated record. Lineage: Eukaryota; Viridiplantae; Streptophyta; Magnoliopsida; Brassicales; Brassicaceae. Gene Ontology annotation, molecular function: pectinesterase activity.
CCACGUAACAAGGGAGAAGGAAGAAACCUUAAAACGUUUUAUAUCCCACAACACGAAAAAACUCCCCCACACUUCUUCACUUUUCUUCUUCUUCUUCUGAAUUCUAACUUUUUCGUUUUUGGUAUCAGCCUGAACACAUUCAUUCACCAUGAAACUCGAAGCUUUUAUUCCCGCCGUUGUAUUGCUCUGUUUUGGGGUAAUGCUCGGUUUAAAGAGUUCGUGUGCGUUACAGAUGGGUAAAGAGUCGAGGAAUUACAUAAGUUGGGCAGAUUUUAGAGUUGUCGAAAAUGGGAGACUAGAGAGGAGGAUUUUUAGCGUUAAGGAGGAUAAGAGUAACUCGGUGAACACAAACGCUAACGCAAACGCAAAGAACGCGACGAGCGUGGAGAGAACUAUUGUGGUUGAUAAGAACGGUAGAGGUGACUCUGUUACAGUUCAAGGAGCUGUUGAUAUGGUUCCUAAAUCCAAUUCUCAGAGAGUUAAGAUCUUCAUUCUUCCUGGGAUUUACAGGGAGAAGGUGAGAGUGCCGAGAUCAAAACCGUACAUUUCGUUCAUAGGUAAUGAGAGUUGUGUGGAAGAGACGGUGAUUAGUUGGAACGAUAAAGCUUCAGACCUCGAUAGCAAUGGUAACGAACUCGGCACUUGGAGAACCGCGUCUGUUUUCAUUGAGUCUAAUUUCUUCUGCGCUACUGCCAUCACUUUUGAGAACACGGUGGUGGCAGAGGCGGGAGAAAGUGGGAUGCAAGCGGUGGCUUUGCAAGUAUCAGGGGACAAAGCAGUGUUCUAUAAAGUUAGGGUUUUGGGAUCACAAGACACUCUUUUUGAUGAUAAUGGAUCUCACUUCUUUUACCAAUCCUAUAUCCAAGGAAAUGUUGAUUUCAUCUUUGGCAACGGGAAGUCACUUUAUCAGGACUGUCAUAUCCACUCAACCGCAAAGACGGUUGGCGCGAUCGCGGCUCAUCACAGAGACUCACCGACUGAAGAUACCGGGUUCUCGUUUGUGAACUGUGACAUCAAUGGUACUGGCAAGGUUUAUCUCGGAAGAGCUUGGGGUAACUACUCGAGAACUGUUUAUUCCAACUGUUUCAUAGCUGAUAUUAUCACUCGUGUGGGCUGGAGUGACUGGCAAGACCCUAAGAGGCAAAGGACGGCGAUGUUUGGGGAGUACAAUUGCAGGGGAAGAGGGGCAGCGAGAGGAGGCCGAGCACCGUGGACGAAGACUCUUACCAGAGCUGAAGUGAAGCCUUUUCUGAGCAGAGAGUUCAUAUAUGGAAAUCAAUGGCUGAGACUCUAAAUCCGUUUGUUUAACCGGACAUAAAAAAGGUCACAGUGGUCCAGCUAGCUAACAGGAGAUGAUGACCUAACUACACUCUAUUUUACAUUUGUAAUUAGUUUGAAUCUGAGCAGAGUGAUUUAGAA